UCCAGAUGCGCGAUGGUCAGGCCAUCGGAAGGCGGUGGGCUUCUGAUAGUCGGCUGGCUUCUGGCGCUGCGCUCCGUCGGCGCCCAGCUGGAUCCCGAUUACGGAUGUCCGCCUCAGGAGAGGAUACUGCCGUGCAGGUGUUCGACGCGCGACAUGGAGGUGCAGAUAUGGUGUAGCCACAGCGAGUUGCCGAAGGUACUGGAGGGUCUCAAGGCGGUAAGCCAUUACAUGGACCGACCAGUUGAUGAGUUGAUUCUGGAGAACAACAAUCUGCCGAGUCUACCCGGCAAAGUGUUCGCGUCCCUGCGCGUCUUACGCCUGAUGCUUCGGAACAACCGUCUCGAGAGGGUGUCGUCCGGCUGGCUGGAGGGUCUGCACGACUCGUUGCUGGAGCUCUUCAUCGUCGAGCCGGACCUACGGUCCUUGCCAGUGGACAGUCUGGAGAACCUGCAGGGUCUCGAGGCGGUGACGCUGCAGAGCCGCGUGAUGAAGCGGCUGCCGAGGUUCUCCAGCCUGCCGAAGCUCAGAUACCUGCAGAUCAACUCGCCGGCCUUGCUGGAGCUCGCGUCCAGAAACUUCCGGGAUAUUCCCAGUCUGGAGCAGCUGCACGUGUUCGGCAGCCCGAGGCUGACCAGGCUGGAAGCCGGUCUCCUGCGGGCUCUUCCGCGGCUGGAGCUGAUCAACGUCACCGACUCCGGCAUCCACUGGAUCCACCCGCGGGCGGCGAUCGAUCUGCCGGAGCUGAAGGAGAUCUCGCUGGUAGGGAACGCGAUAAUCGACGCCGCCAUGGUCGGUCGUGCCUGCGUGGAUCUGCCGUCGCUGUCGGUGAUACGUCUCGACCGCAACCGCAUCAAUCGCCUCGACGAGGGCUCGUUCGUCGACCUGCCGGUGUUAUCGCGCCUCUACCUGUCGCGCAAUCACAUCACGGAGAUAUUCGCCGGCGCGCUCCAGCGCGUGCCGCUCCUCAAGUCGGUGGACUUGAAUCACAACCUGAUUCACCGUAUCCAUCCGGAGUUCUUCUCGCGCCGUACGGGGAAUAUCCUGGAGGAGGUGUGGCUGAUCAAUAAUGACCUGAGCCACGUGGCCGAGAUACGGUCGGUGCUCGAGGCGUUGCCGAGGUUGAAGUUCCUAGACGCCAGUCACAAUCAGCUGGAGGAGAUACCGUUCGGCGCUCUGAGGGGCCAUCCCACUUUGGAGAGGCUGCAUCUGAACCACAACCGACUGGCGUUCCUGCAGAGGGAAACGUUCACGGCGAUGCCGGCACUCAGGGAGCUCCGGCUGAAGAACAAUUCCCUGUCGAACCUGUUGGAGGCUCCCUUCUGGAACUUGCCGGCCUUGAAGGGCCUGGAUCUCUCGGAGAACUACUUCCGCCACAUAGAGCCGCACUUGUUGAGCAACUUGCCGAAUCUCAGGCGGCUGGAUCUCAGCGGCAACGCGAUCAGCCUCAUCGAGCCCGAGUCCUUCCUCAACACACCGGCGUUGGAGCACGUCAACGUGUCGGGCAACGCCUUAUCCGUCCUUCAUCCUCUCACAUUCCGCCACCUGACGAACCUGUAUGAGCUGGACAUCGGUUGGAAUCGCAUGCUUGAGGUGGUGCCCGGUCUGCCGAAGGACAUCGAGCACCUCCACAUGCCGAUGAAUCGCAUCGUCUCCUUGCCGGUGGUGUCCUCGCAGGAUUUGGCGCUGCCCGCACUGCGAUCGCUAGACUUCAGCGCGAACGGCAUCGAGAGAAUUCCGCCUGGCACUUUGGCCGACCUGCCGAACCUGAGGAGACUGAAUCUGGGCUACAACGCGCUGCGGCUCCUCGACGAUGGCGUCUUCGACGGGCUCUCCCGGUUGGAACAGUUGGAUCUGAGGUACAAUCGACUGGUCACGUUGCACGGACGAAGUUUCCGGCCGCUCAAAUCGUUGAUGGACGUGAACCUGCGGGGCAAUCGCGUGGAGGUCCUCCGGCCGGACAUCUUUCAGGAGAACGUGCGGCUGCAGAGGGUCGACUUCAGUAGGAAUAAUCUCGCCCAAAUUCCACACGCCACCUUCGCCAACACCAGAGACCUUCGUGAACUGUACGCGUCGCACAAUACUUUGACCGAGUUACCCGGAUCGCUGCACGGCUUAACAGCUCUGCGGGUCCUCGACUUGAGCUUCAACAAGCUGAACAUCCUAUCGCCGGAAACGCUGAGUAGCCUGUCGUCCUUGCUGGAAUUGAAGCUGGUCAGAAACCGUAUACGAGAGCUGCGGGAAGGCGCGUUCGACGGUUUACCGCGGCUGUCCCUGAUCGAUCUCGAGAACAAUGAUCUCCGGGUGAUCGAAAGAAACGCGAUCAGGGCGUUACCGGAGCUGCAGGCCGUCAGACUCGGCAAAAAUCGGCUGCAGUCCAUCCCCAGCGGCGCUUUCACCGAGCUGCCGUUGCUGCAGAGCGCAGAACUCCAGGAAAAUCACAUCCAGGAAAUCGCCGCUAGUGCCUUCAUUAACGUGCCACAUCUGCUCUUCCUUAAUCUAAGUCACAAUCAUCUGCCGGGACUGGAGUACGUUGGUCUGGAGAGCCUUCGUUCGUUGGAGGUCCUUGAUCUCAGCCACAAUCGACUGUCCAGAGUCUCCAGCGACAGCCUAGCGGCGAUGGAAUGGUUGGUCGAACUGAAGAUGGACAACAAUCGCAUUUGCGCAGUGCACGGCUCACCUUUCGACGACAUGCCAAGGCUGCGUGUAUUGAGUCUGCGGAGCAACCGCAUGACUGCGGUUUCCGAGAGCGCCUUCAAAAGGUUAAGAUCCAACAUCGCCGUAUUGGACAUCGACGGAAACCCGUUGUCCUGCUCUUGCAGUAUGCUCUGGCUGCGAGGAUGGCUGCAACAAGCUUCCACGGAGGGUCCCAGAUGCGCCGACGGUUCUCUCUUCAGGGAGCUCCGAUUGUCGCGUCAGGACUGCCAGCGUGAGAGAUACGUGGAACCGGUUCAUCCAGGAUGCGAGACUGAAAUGAUUAACGUUGCCACACCGUCGGUUUCUUCGUCCGCGUUUGGAGUCACCGAGACGGUUCCGCUCUGGAUGAACCUGAAGGACUCAUCGACGCAGAAGUCGUCCGUUUCCCAUGACUCGGACUAUUUCUACGAGUAUUUAGAUUAUCAGCAGGAGAACACGAGCGCGUCUCCGUCGUCCGGCGUGUCGACCGUCAGUGUGCCCACCCAGACCGUGAAGAUCAUCCAGCCGCACCAGAGCCAACAGAAGAACGCGACGUCGCCGGUGAAGAAGCACCCGGCGAUGCCGCCGUCGCCCAGCAGCUCCGGCUUCACCUUCUUCGGCGUGCCGUUACCGAGUCUGAAUUUCAACCUGUGGGGACACUCGGGCAGGAAGGCCGAGAGGAAGGAGUCCCCGUCGUCCGGCAGGCCCGGUCGCGGACGUUAUCGGUUUUUCCCGCCCACGGAACCCGAGAUUCACCGGGGCGGCUUCGUGCCCUUGCCGCGCGCUCAGAGCGGGUUCGUGCCGAUCGCAGAUCCCAGGUUGACGUAUGAGAAACGCGCGAAGCACGAGAACACCACGAGGCCGUUGAACGCGAGCAGCACCGUCGUGCAGGAGGGCCGCGGUCGGAAAAGCGGCAACAGCACCGUGACCAAGGUGGAGAAGAUCAGCGUCCUCAGAGCCACCAAUAAAUCGCGGACGGAGCUUCGGGAGAGGGAGGAAUUGUCGACCUCGUCAACGUUGGAUCGGUCGGCCGGGUUGAUGAGCUCCUUCGAGUCCCGCCGAAUCUCGACCGACGCCAGCAAAAACAGCUCUAGCGCACCGAAUACGACGAAAAAUAUGGGGCCGAUAAUCGUGGGGGAGACGUCGCAGGAGGCUCACGAGACGUCGGUGCCCACUGAGAUUUACGACGGCGAGAGUCUGGAAGCGAGCACGGAAGACGUUAAAUUCAUCGAGAAGCCGCAGAUGGAAGCCGCCAGCAGGAUAAUCUGGACUACGCCGAAAACGACGACGACGACGACGGACUCGAGGAAGGUAACGACCGUCAAGGAAACCGUAACGGCGACGAUGGAGGUAGCACCGCCGAGAGGAAGCAGUACCGCGAAGUGGGAUCUGGAAGUUUCGGAAUACGAAGGAGACUCCGGCCGCUUCAGCAGCACAACCGAUUUUUAUGACGAAGGCGACUCGACAAAGACGGACACGCCGCUUCCGCGUUUCUCAGUGUCCGUGACGACUCCGACGUUGAGUCGUCCCAAGGAAAUCACGACGAUACCGCAAACCUCCCGAGGUACGGAAGCGUCCGCCUUGUCCGCGUUUCUGGUGCCGGGCGGGCAAGUGUCGUCCUCCGGGUCGACGGUAAAUCUUCGUCCGCUCGGUAGGCCCACGAUCACCAAGGUCGCCUCGCCGCACCUUGACCGCAAUCUCGGCGAGCAGUCGAGGGAAAGGCAGAAAUUCGUCGCGGGCGCUACUCUGAGGAACACCGAGGUCGCCGACGACACUACUUUGAGCCAGAACGAGGCGUUCGUCGUCGACGAGGAGGCCCGAGUGACGGACGACAGCGACUCUCCCUUCAACUGGUACUUCCAGCACUACAACGACACGAACCUGGAGCCUUAUGUGGGCGUAGUUUACAGCGGUGUCGCGAAGAUCGACGCCUGUCGAUGGCUACUCUUGCUCGCUCUGAGCGUCCUGGCGUAAAGGAUGCUCGGAACUCGUUGCGGGAUCCGUCGUUUUCCCGUUUCCUCCCCGUCUCGAGGGCAACGGUAACGAAGCGCAGAGACGGUGCUCGGUUUUGCCGGUCGGAUUUGUCGCCGGGUCUUGUGAGAGAUGAUGAAAUACACCGCAACGAAGUCUGUGUGAGAGAUGAUAAAAUACACGCAACGAAAUCUGUCAAUGAAUACUCUUAUGUAUGUGAGCGUCCCAAGUAAUUACACGUGUACAGACAUGCUAUAACGACGAACGACGUAUACAGUUGCACGAUACGUUAUCCCGCCCGAGAAUCAUCGGGAAUUAACGUUGCAGGUAUGUACAAAGAUCGCGCGCACGUGUACUCGCGUUUUUAUAUUUCCCUCUUUUUUUUCCUUUUGCUAAAGUAUAUAUAUAUAUAUAUAUAUAUAUAUAUAAAAUACAUACAUAAAUAGAGAAGCAUUUGUAUAUUAACGGUAGAUAAAUAAAGCGAUAUAAGUAAACGGUCAUUUUAUUAUCAGUGUGAUGCGUUCUUCUUCACGGGCAGAGAGGGAGGCUCGAGUCUCCGAAAGAAAAUAUAUUCUCCAUGUUCCUCUUUGUAUCAUGCGUGCUGUUACUC
Dinoponera quadriceps is the source of this 5254-nucleotide messenger RNA. RefSeq names its product chaoptin (gene atk). Gene Ontology annotation, molecular function: protein binding. The transcript has 10 exons. Lineage: Eukaryota; Metazoa; Arthropoda; Insecta; Hymenoptera; Formicidae. The coding region runs from base 13 to 4647 and encodes 1544 amino acids. The record is from RefSeq and is a predicted model, not a curated record.